GAGUUCAGUUUGUCAAAAGAAAAGAAGAAGAAGAAGAAGAAGAAGGAGCAGGCGAAUGUCACCGCUGGGACAAAAACAGUUCACCUCCAGCCUCCCCGACGGCACGAAACUCUCUCUGCUGACUGAAAGAAAGCUUUUAAUUUAAUUAUUAUACACAUAUUAAAUCUGUACAGCUAAAACAGGAGGGCCUCGUCUCGGCGCGCACGCUCGUUUCCCUCUUCUGCUGGAGUGAGCUAGCUUCCCUGUUAGCUUAGCAGGACACCCACUUACCCGUGUCCGUGUGUGCAGGACUUUACACUACCAGGAGCGGACAGAUUCACCCGGAGCUGCACCGAAACGGACUUACACUUUACUUUACAACUGCAGCUGCACGUACAAGCUCCAAACGCGGUGUUUGCACGCGACGUUUCAACAGCACAGCAGCAACAACAACAACACAAAACAUCCUGGAAAAAAACAAGGAAGUCUGAAUGAACUUAGCUGCUAGCUAGCAUCGAGCUAGCUCUGCAGCAGCAUUGCUUCAUCGUGCAGCUUGGUUCUGCAGCUGAAGGAGGGAUCUGUGCAGCCUCUUCUCUCGUCCUGCAGAGCUGAUAUUGAUUAUCUUCUGGCCGUGCAGUGGAUAUAUCGAUUGAUAUUUAACGGCGAUAGCGUUAGGCCGUAACGUUAAGUAGAGUGAUCUCCAACAACGAUUGUUGUCUAACGUUACCAAGUUGGAAAAGAGUCAAAGAAACAUUUUGGAGAUGAUUCCCGACAAAGCGCCGAAGGAAGACGUCUUCCACGGGUCUGAGGACUUGAAGAAGGAGGCUCACAUCCCCAGCUUUGAGAAAUACAAAGAGCUCUACCUGAAAUCCAUAGAGAGUCCUGAGGAGUUCUGGGGCGACAUCGCCAAAGAUUUCUUCUGGAAGACCAAACACACGGGUCAGUUCCUCGACUACAACUUCGAUGUGACCAAAGGAGACAUAUUCGUCAAGUGUAUGGAAGGAGCUUCCACCAACAUUUGCUAUAACAUCCUCGACCGCAACGUCCAUGAGAGGAAGCUCGGCGACAAAGUGGCCUUCUACUGGGAAGGCAAUGAGCCUGGGGACGAGCUGACAGUGACCUACAGAGAGCUGCUGCAGAGGGUCUGUCAGUUUGCCAACGUCCUGAAGUCUCAGGGAGUGAAGAAGGGCGACCGGGUGUCCAUCUACAUGCCCAUGGUGGUGGAGCUGGUGGUCGCUAUGUUAGCCUGCGUCCGCAUCGGAGCUGUCCACUCCAUAGUGUUUGCAGGUUUCUCUGCGGAGUCUCUGUGUGAGAGGAUCAUGGACUCACAGUGUUCGCUGCUCAUCACAGCAGAUGGUUUCUAUCGAGGAGAUAAGCUGAUAAACCUGAAGGUCUUAGCUGACGAAGCACUGCAGAAAUGCAGAGACAAAGGAUUCCCAGUACAGAAGUGUAUAAUGCUCAAGCAUUUGUCCAAAGAAGCAGAAGAGACUCCUCUGGGCUCUCAGUCUCCUCCAGCCAAACGGCCCUGCCCUGAUCUGCAGCAGGAGAAACAGACAGGGAGAGUAAAGAAAACACGUCCUGUUCCGCAGGUCCCAUGGAACCUGGAGGUGGACUUGUGUUGGCACACUCUGCUCCGUGGAGCUUCAGACGAGUGUGAACCAGAGUGGUGCGAUUCUGAAGAUCCUCUCUUCAUCCUCUACACCAGCGGCUCAACUGGCAAACCAAAGGGAGUUCUCCACACAGUCAGCGGCUACAUGCUCUACACUGCCACAACCUUCAAACUGGUGUUUGACCACCAGCCUGACGACGUCUACUGGUGCACGGCAGACAUUGGCUGGAUCACAGGACACUCCUACAUCACUUACGGCCCGCUGGCUAACGGAGCCACCAGCGUCCUGUUUGAAGGCCUGCCAACUUACCCAGAUGUGAGCCGCAUGUGGGAGAUUGUGGACAAAUAUCACGUGACCAAGUUCUACACAGCUCCAACCGCCAUCAGGCUGCUGAUGAAGUACGGCAAGGAGCCGGUACAGAAGUAUAAGCGAGAGUCUCUGAAGGUUUUGGGGACAGUGGGAGAGCCCAUCAACCCUGAGGCCUGGCAGUGGUACUACACCGUGGUGGGAGAGAAGAGAUGUCCGAUUGUCGACACCUUCUGGCAGACAGAAACUGGUGGACACGUGUUGACUCCUCUUCCUGCAGCCACGCCCAUGAAACCUGGAUCUGCUACGUUUCCGUUCUUCGGAGUGGUGCCGGCCAUCUUGAAUGAGUCUGGAGAGGAGCUGGAGGGACCGAGUGAAGGUUACUUGGUUUUCAAACAGCCAUGGCCCGGUGUGAUGAGGACGGUGUACGGAAACCACCAGAGGUUUGAAACCACCUACUUCAAGAAGUUUCCUGGAUAUUACGUCACAGGAGACGGUUGCCGUAGAGACAAGGAUGGCUACUACUGGAUAACAGGCAGGAUAGACGACAUGCUGAAUGUCUCCGGUCACUUAUUGAGCACAGCAGAGGUGGAGUCGGCUCUGGUGGAGCAUGAAGCUGUCGCCGAGGCCGCUGUGGUGGGUAGACCUCACCCCGUCAAAGGAGAAAGCCUCUACUGCUUCGUAAGUCUCACUGAUGGAGUGACGUACAACCGCACGCUGGAGGCAGAACUCAAAAGACAAGUGCGGGAGAAGAUUGGUGCCAUUGCAACACCAGACUACAUGCAGAAUGCUCCAGGACUCCCCAAGACCCGAUCUGGGAAGAUCAUGCGACGGGUGCUCCGCAAAAUCGCCUGUGACGAGCGAGACCUGGGCGACAUCUCCACGCUGGCCGACUCCUCGGUGGUUGAGCAGCUCUUCCAGAACAGAUGCUGCACCAGCGUGUGACGGCCUCCAGGAUCCUCGCAGGGAGGCUCUGACUACAGCCGCACGCCAGCGGCUACAAACCUAACCAGGGAAGAUGGAAAAUGAAGAAGAGGAAUAAGAGGAGGAGGAGAAAUCCCAUGAACUUGGUCUUGUCCAACAAACAACCUUUAGCUCCUGAUGAGAUUGACCGGUGUGCUGCAAAAUGACCCCACUGUCCUUUAAUGUAAGAAACACCAGCAGCAGGUGGAGACACGACGUCUGUCUGGUUACUGGUAGAUGUUUCCCACUUCUGUAGACGUAUUAAUAAUUUUAACGGCAACAAACAAAGUGUAGGAAUGUAGUUUUUGGGCUUGAAUGUUUUCCAGAAGGUUAUAGUGAUGCUGCUGGUUAAAAAAAACAAGGCAGUGGUGUGUUUGAGACAAGAAGCCAGAGGUUGUUUCUGUAAAAAGACCGUGCUGCAGUCCAACUGUGUGGAAGACGCAGAACAGGUUAACUCUUCCUUUGGUUUUAUCCUGGUGUUUCAACCAAUAAUACACAGCAAUACCUGCUAUGUAACGGCUCAAUAAAAGUGUACACUCAGUACUUGUACCGUACUGUUGCACCACAGCGAGUCCAGUUUCCCACACUGGAAUAAGGCUGAUGUGAAGUGCUACCUGUAACUGCCCUGUAGUUAAUACAACUGGUCGUCUCCUCCCCUCGCUUGCUGCCAUAGUACUGUUAUGUACACUGAUGAUUAGCUAAAUCAGAGAACGCUCAAUAUUUCUACUAGUUUUAAUUUCUAUUGUCAUUUUCUAAAAAAAAAACAAUUGUAGAUUUGUGUCUUUUUUUUUCUUGUUUUUAUUCCACCUAAUUUUUGACGUUAGGAUUUGUUGGGUAUGUCUGUCAGUGCGUCUGCACGCUUGUAUGUUAUUUUUCUUCUUCUUCUUUGUGUUAAAGUUGCAGAGAAGUGAUCGGGCUCUUCUUUCAGUCUGGUGGAAACUGAGAAAGUGUGUUCAUCGUCAUGUAGCUCAGGAGCUCCUCUCACAAAAGCCCCAAACCAGCUACAGAUCUAAUGUUCAAAAGGGAAGAAAGCGUGUCUUGAAUUAACCAAUAACUCCAAAACAAAACUGUGUUUCAUUAUUAAAUCAGACUUUACAGAGAUGUUUCUGAUUAAAUAAUGUACUGAAGUCAAUCCUAAAUAGUUGUAAUUAUGUGAAAGGAUGAUUUCAAUUUGGUAAAAUAAUCACAAACGUUUUUUCAGAGUUGACAGAGCUCAUAAUGCGUGAUAGACCGCAGUCUGUGGAUCAAGUCUGGAUCAUUAUACGGUACUGUUAUAAACAUAAUACAGGGUGAAGUCCAAAGCUAAAGCUCAGCUAAGACAUCAGUGUCUUUAUUCACGAAUGUGUUUAUUCAUGUUCCUGCUAGCGAGAAUACAUCGGAGUAAUUAAAGCUGGGGCAGGCAGAAAUCUGGACAAGGCAUACACUCUCCUCCUGCAGCUCUCCCCUUUGAUGAUUACAGGCAUAUGAUCGCACUUCAUACAUCAACCCGUUGUUUCCCAUACGUUGAUUUAUGUAGUCUUACAUCACUGUAGAGUUAAUCACAGCACAUUCACUCAGCCCCUCCUUACCCUGCUUUCUCUCUCUGUUUAUAAGAUCAUAAAUGAAGAGAGAAUUAGCAAGCUAAGGUGAGCCACCCCACCAUCCCUUCGCCUCGCUCCUCACCACUGUGGACUGCUUCCCUGGGAAGAGAGCAGGCAGUAACUCAGGAUACGGGACAGGAUACCCGCUCUCCUCUUGGUGAGGUGGCCUGUAGCAGCGGGAAGCUAGGCAGGGGACACACUGUGCUUUGAGGCUCUAGCUAAUGAUAGCUACAUAAACAUGACUGUGGGCAUUAACUCUGGUUAGCAGAAGGCUAAACUAUCUGCUACAUUUUCUCUCCAUCUCUGAAACACUUUUAUUGACAGACUCUCUUUUGGAGUCCGUCUUCCUUGUUUGGUUUGCUCUGCAGUGUAGACAGUUGUUGCUAAUGCUGGAAUAGCAACUCUCUGCAUUGAACGUGCAUGUGCAUCUACAUUUGUAGAGCAGCAAACGGGAACACCUUCUCUCUGAGAGACAGGCAGGCUGUCCAAUCAUUUAGUUUGGCCUGAAUUAAAUGAUCGGACAAGCUUAUUGCAGACCUGCGGUAGCCACAGAUACAAGAAAAUUUUUAAUAAAUAUAACAAAAAAAUGUUUCUAAAAUAAGUUGCCUACCCCAGCUUUAAGAUCCGCUUUAUCAAAGAAAAGUUCAUCUAAAAGAGAAAGGCUGGUGGUACCCUUUUUUUAAUGCCUGUCAGCAAAUUCCAUCACAAAACCAACAUGUUUUUCCCUUUCUCAAUAAUUUCUGACUUUCUCUAGUUAAGGAAAACGCAUAAUUUUACCAGAUGUCCUCCAUCCUUUAGUGUUUUUCUUAGAUAUUAAAGAACAAAAUGUCAGUCUGUGGAUAAAAAACAAUUUCCAAGCAAAAGCCUUCAUGUUUAACCCCAUUCUUCUUCUACAGAGAGACUGGAGUCAAGGUUAAAGCAAGUUUUCAUUCACAGCGUAAAACUGAAGUCAAACUGAUCUGAACCCUGAGCUGAUAUGGGGCUUUAAAGGUCUCUAUUGUGGACACGACAUCUGUAAUUGUGAGAACGAUUGACUUUGCGUGCGACGAACCAGAAGCAGAACCUCACACAGAUUUCACAAGCUUUUCUUUCUGUUGUUGAUUGUGUUGCUGUUUGUGUCUCGAUGUGCCAACCUAAGUAACAGUGGAGCUGGGUGUGUAAAGCAGAUAAUUGUAUCUAAUGUUCAGAAAAACAGUGCAGCUGCUUAUUUGAUUUAGAAGCUUUCUAUUUUUGUUUGUAAAAUAACUCGGGUGAAGGAAAGAGAAUUAUGUUUGUAUUUUUUUUUUGUUUCUCUCUGUGUUCAUCCUUAGUUUGUGUUGUUUUCAUUUCUUUGUUUGUAUCAACGUGUAUGCAAUGACAGUAAAUGGACAUGACUACUGCCUCUCA
Messenger RNA from Epinephelus moara (kelp grouper), 5824 nucleotides. It is a transcript of the gene acss2, whose product is annotated as acyl-CoA synthetase short chain family member 2. The record is from RefSeq and is a predicted model, not a curated record. The transcript has 19 exons. Gene Ontology annotation, molecular function: acetyl-CoA synthetase activity. Gene Ontology annotation, cellular component: cytoplasm. Bases 741 to 2840 code for a protein of 699 amino acids. Gene Ontology annotation, biological process: acetyl-CoA biosynthetic process. NCBI's taxonomy places the organism in Eukaryota, Metazoa, Chordata, Actinopteri, Perciformes, Serranidae.